This is a messenger RNA of Letharia lupina, 645 nucleotides long. RefSeq lists its product as uncharacterized. Bases 1 to 645 code for a protein of 214 amino acids. NCBI's taxonomy places the organism in Eukaryota, Fungi, Ascomycota, Lecanoromycetes, Lecanorales, Parmeliaceae. The record is from RefSeq and is a predicted model, not a curated record. The transcript is spliced from 2 exons.
AUGCCAGACAUCACACUCUAUUUCCUACAAGCAUCCCGAUCCAUCAGGAUUGCCUGGCUACUGGAGGAGCUAGGCCUUGACUACAAGCUCGAAAGUUAUGAUCGCGAGGAUACGGGUCUAGCUCCUGCAGGAUUUAAACAAUCCUGCGGGACGGUAUUGGGGAAGGCGCCUGUCCUCAAGGAUGGAAAUCUCACGAUUCAGGAGAGUGGAGCCAUCACCGAGUAUCUCUGCGAGCAUUACGACAAGUCCCACCGCCUCCUCCCUACAGACCAAGCCCAACGUGUCAAAGUGCGCGAAUGGAUCCACGCAGCGGAAGGUGCCUUCAUGGUCCACUGCCUCCCAACGGUGUAUGUCCGACGGAUUGACGCCUCUGCCGCUGAGAAACUUGGGCCAGGUCUAGCAGGGAACGUAGCUAAAGACCUUGACUGGCUAGAAGCCGAGCUGAAGGGGGGCAAUGGAGGGUAUUUGGUGGGCGACCACGUCACUGCUGCGGACACCAUGGUAGCCUUCUCCAUUCAGUUCAUCUUCUGGUUGAAAUUGGCGCCGCAGGAUAGGAAAUGGGAGGAUAUUGAGGCAUGGCUGAGGAACGUAGAGGCUGCAGAGACGUAUCAGCGUGCUGUAGCCAAGACUGGGCACCACCUUUAG